AUGCCCGCUUACUUCUACCAUCUCUGUCUCGAAGUUCUUUCUAGCUCAUACUCUACACCUAAAGCUUCAUCUCUGGCCGUGGAAUCCGCAUGGGAAGCUCUCCUCCCGUUCCAGAAGCGGCCCUCGAGCUCCAGCACACCAUCAGGCGCCGCAAGUGAUUCCCAAAGCAGCAGCCAAAUCUCAAGCAAAGAGCUGAGGCUUGAACGACGACUGAAACAAUCGAGCGGUUCCUCGAUCGAAUCCACUCCUCCGCAAGCGCACCCACUCGACCCCUCCACAAUUUCCUAUAACCCCGCACGAACCACCAAGGACAUCCAAACUGAUAUCCGCUCCGGCGCCAUCGUCAUCGAGUGCAUCGACAUGGUGGCGCCAGAAGAUGGCCCCGCAAAACGCACCGCAAAGCGCGGCAGCGCCCUCAAUAUCGAUGACAAUCUUGUCGCAGCAGGUAUCGGCACUGACAUCCUAGGCGGCCUGCGCACCAAGGGCCGGUACAUUCCCCUCGACCAGAAAGUUGCCGAUAGCGUAUUUGGCAUCGUCCAUCUAUAUCGGGACUCGCAGGAAACGCCCUACCUCACCGGUAAUGAUGACGACUACCCGACCUAUCUCAAGGGCUCUGCCGCCGCUGCCGCGCGGCAUCCCGGUGACCAGCAGGCUGGCUUGCAGCCGUUGAUGAGCGGAGCCAGUACGGGGCAGGCUCGAGCACGGGGUAUGGACUCAGCCUAUCCAUUUCCUGUUACGGUGUCGGCGUCGGGCGAGGAAGAGGAUUGUACCACACUAUGCAUUCUAGCGGUCCCGUCUUAUCUGUCUCCGUCAGACUUUUUGGGGUUUGUGGGUGAGAAAACGAGGGAUUACGUUAGUCAUUUCCGGAUGAUUAGAACGCCCAGGGCGAAUCGGUAUAUGGUUUUACUCAAGUUUCGGAGUGGGAGGAGGGCGAAAGAAUGGCAGAAGGAGUGGAAUGGGAAGGUUUUCAACAGCAUGGAGCCUGAGACAUGCCACGUUGUCUUUGUCAAGUCGGUUGAGAUUCAGGUUGUCGAGCCUGGCUCUCCAUCUGCCUUUUCUCCCAACGAGUCAUCCGCUGGGCAAGCAACGCUUUCCGGUAGACCGUUGGCACCGCCAACACCCGCGCUGAUCGAGCUACCCACAUGCCCUGUCUGCCUCGAACGAAUGGACGAGACGACAGGCCUCUUAACAAUUAUCUGCCAGCACGUCUUCCACUGCACAUGUCUGCAGAAGUGGAAAGGCAGCGGCUGCCCUGUAUGCCGCUACACCCAAGAUGACUUCCGCAGAAGCGGAAUGGCAACCGACAUAGAUGAAGAGCCAGCCGAGUGCGCUGUCUGCCACUCCGAAGAGAACCUCUGGGCCUGCCUGAUCUGUGGCACAGUCGGUUGCGGCCGCUACGACGGUGCACAUGCAUUUGAUCACUGGAAAGAGACGGCCCACGCCUUCUCCAUGGAUCUCAACUCCCAGCGCGUGUGGGACUACGUCGGCGACGCUUACGUGCACCGCAUCAUCCAGAGCAAAUCCGACGGCAAGCUCGUCGAGCUCCCUGCAGCAGACCAUAGCGCCCUCGAUCCACCCGACUGGAGCGAUGCCGUGCCGCGUGAGAAACUCGAGAACAUGAGCGUCGAAUACACACACCUCCUCACCAGCCAACUCGAAAGCCAGCGCGCAUACUUUGAAGAGGUCGUUGAGCGCGCUGCCGACAAGGCAUCACAGGCUAGUGCGGCAGCUGCAGCGGCCGAAGAAGCAGCGAGGGCCGCUUCGGCCCGUCUCGUCGAGAUGCAGGCGAAAUUCGAUACCCUUUCUUCAGAGACAAUACCCGGUCUCGAGCGUGAUCGUGCUCGGCUAGAGAAACGCGCUGAAAAAUUCGAGUCCAUGGCUCGUGCUAUGGAGAAGGAUUAUAGAGAAGAAAAGACUAUGAAUCAGAGUCUGAUGGAACGUCUCGAGAUUCUUAACACUGAAAAUGGGACGCUCAAGGCUGAGAAGACGGAUCUUGAGGAGCAGAAUCGCGAUCUUACUUUCUUUAUUAGUGGGAGUCAGCGGCUGCAGGGGCAAGGUGAUGAUAUUGUGCAGGGCACUGUGAGUGUUCCUGAGCCCGAGGUUAAGAAAAAAAAGAAUAAGGGGAAGAGCAGGAAGUAG
Molecule: messenger RNA, 2139 nt
Organism: Penicillium cinerascens
Lineage: Eukaryota; Fungi; Ascomycota; Eurotiomycetes; Eurotiales; Aspergillaceae
Product: putative RING and UBP finger domain protein
Exons: 2
Coding region: 1-2139 (712 amino acids)
Biological process (GO): protein ubiquitination; Ras protein signal transduction
Cellular component (GO): cytoplasm
Molecular function (GO): ubiquitin protein ligase activity; zinc ion binding
Source: RefSeq, a predicted model, not a curated record